ACAUGCGCACUUCGUAGCUAUUAAUGUUGAUAGAAAUCGGAUUUCCCCUUACAGAACGGGAAUUCCAUGUCGUUUUUAGGCACCAGCUCGGACUCUUCCCAGGCAUUUUGAUGUAAACCUGAUCAUGCCGACAGUUUGUGAGGAGUCGGGGGCCUCAGGCUCGUCCGUUCAUUCUACAUUGGAUCUAAAGAAGAAACUUUUAUCACAAGACACCACGUACGAAAAAUGCACGUGCCAUGUGUUUACCCCCAGUGGAAGACAGUUUGGGAGGACGAUAUCUUUAGAUCCCCAACUUCUGAAUCGAUGUGCCGAGUGUCACAAGGAGAAAGGUAGACCAAAACUUCUUCAUUAUAACUAUGAGAAAAUCACCGAGGAGAAUGAAGACUGUGGGAUCAGCAAGUCGGGGGAUCGGCUGGGGACAGUGGUACUAGAGGAUAGGGUGGGGGGAACUAAACUAUUCGACGAUACGGACGGGGAUGUGAAAGAGAAACUAAUUAACGCUAACAGUGAACAAAGUGAAAAUGACACAAAUAAUAAACUAGAGAUAGAGGACGGGGACCCAGAAAAGGGGCUAGAACCUCCCAGAAGAAAGCCCUGGACUAGGAGAAAAUUAGCCCUUAAGAUUUCAUUAUUAUUGAUUGUAAUUGUGUUAGCCAUAACCGGGGUGGUUCUGGGAGUUACGAACAUGAAAUCCAGGGACAAGCUACCUCCAGUUGAAAUGAGAUUAAAACAGCCUCCCACUCCGUCCCCCGUCACUCCGUCCCCCGUCACAGGAGUCCAUAAAGAUCCUCCUAUGAACAACUGCUCCUUACGGAUGGAGCUAGAUAAAGAUAGUAUGGAGACUGGAACUCCGGACACUUUUCAGUCACACACGCUUCCAUGGAGACCGCUGCUGUCGCACUCCGCCAGCAACGCCAUAUUUUAUUCACCGGAAGCUAAGACGUUUAACGUCACAAAAUCCGGGCACUUUACAAUUCAUGCUGAUGUUCACAUAGACACUCAUUUAUGGAUCAGCAGUGACGAUCUUCGGAAGACUUUUUCCUCCAUUUUGUGUAUCCAGUUUCCUACAAGAACACCAGCAAAGAAAUGCAACACGUCUAAAUAUGUAGCUCGUACGGUGCGUGCACAGUCUGUUCAUACAGACAUUUAUUUACAGAAAGGGGAGACAUUUUACGUGACUAUUGAAGUGUUAUCGUUAAAUAUGAUAUACCACCUUCAAAGAGACAGAAAUAACAUUAUAGAAAUUACAUUUAAAAAUUGCUAGUCAUGUCUAUAGUUGUAUAUUACUGUAUAUAUUUGAGUUUUAUUUAUAUUUUUUGUUAUUU
This is a messenger RNA of Saccostrea cuccullata (small rock oyster), 1325 nucleotides long. RefSeq lists its product as uncharacterized. NCBI's taxonomy places the organism in Eukaryota, Metazoa, Mollusca, Bivalvia, Ostreida, Ostreidae. The transcript is spliced from 4 exons. The record is from RefSeq and is a predicted model, not a curated record. The coding region runs from base 125 to 1264 and encodes 379 amino acids.